This is a messenger RNA of Fusarium verticillioides 7600, 1143 nucleotides long. RefSeq lists its product as hypothetical. NCBI's taxonomy places the organism in Eukaryota, Fungi, Ascomycota, Sordariomycetes, Hypocreales, Nectriaceae. Bases 1 to 1143 code for a protein of 380 amino acids. The record is from RefSeq and is a predicted model, not a curated record. The transcript is spliced from 6 exons.
AUGUCUGGCAAUAACUCAACUCAAUCUCUGCCACCAGAGAUCUUGAACCACAAUGAAGGACCCUCUCUCAUCAUUGUGAGCGCGGUAUCGAUACCUUUCGCCCUCGGCGUUGUGGCUAUUAGGGUGUGGGCUCGACAUCGAAAGCGAAUGGCCCUUGAGCGUGACGAUUUCAUGAUACUGCUGUCACUACCAUUACUAUGGGCGACUGCUGGUGUUGCUAUUGCAUCUGUGACGUAUGGAGGAGUUGGGAAACCAUUGGCAGUCAAUAUGAUGCAAGAUCCAAACCGUCUCGGGAGAGCGCAAUUAUGUCUAGUCUUGACCGAAUUUGUCUACGGCACAGUCCUCUGCACCAUAAAGGUCGGCAUCCUCCUAAUGUACUACCGAAUCUUCCCAACGAAAUCCAUGCGAAUUGGCGGUUACAUCCUCGGAGGAAUGACAUUUUCUUGGUGGAUAGGCAUCAUCUUCGCUUCGAUCUUCCAAUGCUCACCGGUCGACAAAGCCUGGAAACCGUUCAUGAAAGGGGGCACUUGCUUGGAUAAGAAUAAAUUCUUCAUUGGCAACUCGAUCCCGAAUAUUGUGAUGGACGCUAUGAUUAUCGCGUUGCCAGUCUUUGAGGUGUCAAAGGUGCAGGUGCCGAGAUCACAGAAGAUUGCGAUUGCGGGGAUAUUUUUGCUUGGUGGUUUGAUCGUGAUUAUCAGUUGCAUUCGGUUGAAAUACAUUGUGGCGCUCCUCGAAGCCGGUCAAGAAGCAGACUUCACUAAACUCAUCUCCACACCCUGGAUUUGGACAGUAAUCGAACCAUCAGUCGGCCUCCUCUGCGCCUGUCUCCCAACAAUGCAACCACUCUUAUACGUCCUCUUCGGCCGCUUCAUUACCAAGACUACACAAGAUCGUAGUAAAGAAGGAAUCAUCACCAUCGGGGGUAGUGGCCAAAAAUCAGCAGACAGACAGAAAGGUCCGGCCAAGGAUGGACCGUUUCGCAGACUGCAUGAUAAUGACUCUGCUGAGGAGCCUGUCUUGUGGCCGGAGACGUACCAUAAUCAGCAUAAUACUGUGGUGGAGCACUCGAAAGGGGUGGCGGUGGAUGAGAUUCCGUUGGGGACUAUUGCGGUGAAGAAGGAUAUACGAUGGGAGGAGUCAUGA